AUGGGUUGCCCUGUUAUGGUUCUUGCCACCGUGGCAUCUACACUUGGCGGCCUGGUGUUUGGGUAUGAACUGGGGAUCAUUUCCGGUGCCUUGCUACAGCUCGAGGCUGAGUUACACCUGGGCUGUGUCCAGCAGGAGGCAGUGGUCAGCGCUCUCCUCAUUGGUGCUGUUUUUGCCUCUGUGGUGGGAGGCUGGCUCAUUGACCACCACGGCAGGAGGAACUCCAUCCUGCUCAGCAACCUCCUCAUCCUGGGAGGCAGCCUCGUCCUCACAUUCAGCGGUUCGUUUUUGGCGCUGGUGGGUGGGAGGAUCACUGUGGGCUUCGCCAUGUGUAUCUCCUCCAUGUCCUGCUGUAUCUUUGUCUCUGAACUGGUAACUCCACAGCGCAGAGGUCUAAUGGUCACCCUGUAUGAGGGUGGCAUCACUCUCGGCAUCUUGUCGGCAUAUGCCAUUAACUAUUUCUUAUCAGAUGUCCAAGAAGGCUGGAAGUACAUGUUUGGGCUUGCUAUUGUGCCGUCCAUCCUGCAGUUUGUUUCUAUUUGUCUUCUGCCCUCAAAUACUGCAAUGUCAUAUGGCCAUGUAUUGGAGCACCAGAGGCAAGGCGGGCUGGUAGAUGGUACCAAUGUGGAGGACGAGGUUUUGAACCAAAACCGCACUGACGAUAAGAAAUACAGUUUCUUCUAUCUUUUCCAGCGCAAAGACAACAUGCAAGUAAGGACGCUCAUUGGACUAGGUCUUGUGCUCUUCCAGCAGUUCACGGGUCAACCAAACGUGCUCUUCUAUGCCUCCACCAUCUUUCACUCAGUUGGCUUUCACAGUGAUGCCUCAGCAGUGUUGGCUUCUGUUGGCCUUGGUGUGGUUAAAGUCAUUGCUACCUUGGUGUCCAUGAUCUGUGCAGACAAGGUAGGCAGGAAACCACUGCUGAUUGGUGGAUGUGUGGUUAUGGCUGGGGGUUUAAUGCUGAUUGGACUAUUAAGUGGACAUUCAGUGCUUGAUGCUAAGAAACCUUGCAGCUCUUUGGAUCCACCCAUGAAUAGCUCUUCCGCAACUGACCUCAAACCGUGGCUGGACAAUCAUGUGAAUCAAACACUAACUGGACAAGAUACAGAUGAUGCUCCUCACCGUCUUCAUGCUGUGCCAACUUCUUACUUGGUUUCUACUGUCACACCAUCUACUGAAGGUCAUAAUCAGAGGAUAAUUAAGUGGUUCAUUUUGAUAAGUAUGCUCGCCGUUGUCAGUGCCUUCUCAGUUGGAUUUGGACCAAUGACCUGGCUUGUGUUAAGUGAAAUAUUCCCAGCUGGAGUGAGGGGACGUGCUUUUGCAUUCACUAGCUGCUUCAACUGGGUGGCUAAUCUGAUAGUCACCUUCACUUUUUUGAAUGUAAUUGAUUCAAUAGGUUUGUCUGGGACGUUCUUUUUGUAUGGAGUGAUGGGUAUUGCAGCAGUUGUGUUUAUUGUCUUCAUGCUCCCAGAGACCAAAGGCAAAUCCCUUCAGGAAAUAGACAGGGAGCUCUGUGAGAAAAGGUCAGUCAAGAUCCGUGAUUUCACAGAAAUGAUCAGUGCUGUGUUUAUUUCAGAACCUUAG
This is a messenger RNA of Chanos chanos (milkfish), 1584 nucleotides long. RefSeq names its product solute carrier family 2 member 10 (gene slc2a10). Bases 1 to 1584 code for a protein of 527 amino acids. Gene Ontology annotation, cellular component: membrane. Gene Ontology annotation, biological process: circulatory system development; D-glucose transmembrane transport. The record is from RefSeq and is a predicted model, not a curated record. NCBI's taxonomy places the organism in Eukaryota, Metazoa, Chordata, Actinopteri, Gonorynchiformes, Chanidae. Gene Ontology annotation, molecular function: D-glucose transmembrane transporter activity. The transcript is spliced from 4 exons.